UUUCUGAGGAACUUCCCGACCGUCGUCCACAGCGGCUGCCCCAUUGUCCCCUCCCGCUGGCGAUGCGCGAGGGUUCCGGUUUCCCCACGGCCUGCCAACACCUGGUGUUUUCUGUUGUUUUGACCUGUAGGCAUCUUAGCGGGUGUGAGGUGGCACCGCACUGGUUUUGAUUUGCCUUUCCCUCGUGAGCAAUAUUCAGAGUCUUUUCACUCGCUUGUGGGCCGUUUCCUGCUCUUCUCUGGAGAAAUGCCUGUUCAAGUCCUCUGACUGUUUUUUAAAUUGGAUUGUCCUCUUGUUGUGAAGAUGUAGGAGCUCUUUCGGAUGUGAUCUUUGAGUAUUUACUCAUUUGUCCGGCCAUUCACAGCUACAGGGGGUGGGCAGCCCCCGGAACCCCGCAUUUAGCCCAGACCUGGUCCUGUGCUCAGGUGCUUGUGGUCUGCUGAGGAGGCUGGAUGUGGAAAGAGCCACGAGCGCUGUCAUCCGUCGUGGCCCUGGGAGCCAACAUCAUCUGCAACAAGAUUCCCGGCUUGGCCCCGCGGCAGCGCGCCAUCUGCCAGAGCCGGCCCGAUGCCAUCAUCGUGAUCGGGGAGGGGGCGCAGAUGGGCAUCAACGAGUGCCAGUACCAGUUCCGCUUCGGACGCUGGAACUGCUCCGCCCUCGGCGAGAAGACUGUCUUCGGGCAAGAGCUCCGAGUAGGGAGCCGCGAGGCGGCCUUCACCUACGCCAUCACCGCGGCCGGGGUGGCCCACGCCGUGACGGCCGCCUGCAGCCAGGGUAACCUGAGCAACUGCGGCUGUGACCGCGAGAAGCAGGGCUACUACAACCAGGCCGAGGGCUGGAAGUGGGGUGGCUGCUCCGCCGACGUGCGCUACGGCAUCGACUUCUCCCGGCGCUUCGUGGACGCCCGUGAGAUCAAGAAGAACGCGCGGCGCCUCAUGAACCUGCACAACAACGAGGCCGGCAGGAAGGUCCUGGAGGAGCGCAUGAAGCUGGAGUGCAAGUGCCACGGCGUGUCGGGCUCGUGCACCACCAAGACGUGCUGGACCACGCUGCCCAAGUUCCGCGAGGUGGGCCACAUGCUCAAGGAGAAGUACAACGCGGCGGUGCAGGUGGAGGUGGUGCGAGCCAGCCGCCUGCGGCAGCCCACCUUCCUGCGCAUCAAGCAGCUGCGCAGCUACCAGAAGCCCAUGGAGACGGACCUGGUGUACAUCGAGAAGUCGCCCAACUACUGCGAGGAGGACGCGGCCACGGGCAGCGUGGGCACGCAGGGCCGCCUGUGCAACCGCACGUCGCCGGGCGCGGAUGGCUGCGACACCAUGUGCUGCGGCCGAGGCUACAACACGCACCAGUACACCAAGGUGUGGCAGUGCAACUGCAAGUUCCACUGGUGCUGCUUCGUCAAGUGUAACACCUGCAGCGAGCGCACCGAGGUCUUCACCUGCAAGCAGAGCUGUCCCCGAGACCCGGUCAGCCGAGAGGGCAACGCCGAUGGCACUGCUGUCCCUUGGGGCCCAGUGAGUUCUGUUCUUUUCUCCGGGGAAGUGAACCCUCCUGGAAAGCCAAGUGGCAAGACUCCGAGCGUCCCCUUCCCCCACCUGGUGGCACCGAUGGCUCGAGGGACCUGGAAAUGCCAAGCCGGCCGACCCCACGCGGGACUGUUUCUCCGGCCGUGGCAGCCGCCGGGCCUCCGGGUGGUCUGGGCGGAUGUUGACAAGGUUUAUUUAUGUUCUCUUAGUAUCGGAAAAGAAUUCUUAGCACUAAGGCAUAGCCAGUCCUGACUGUACUCCGUGUUAGUGCACCCCGUGGCCCUCUGCUUCCUGUCCCUGCGUCUGACCCGAGGGAGCAGCCCUGUGCACAGCACCCUCUGGCCCUGCCCCCGAGAGGGCCUCCGAGGAGAGCCAUGGACAGGGACCCUUCUUUCUGAAAACCCUAUCAAAUCCAAAUGUCACCCACAUCAGGUUCCAGGAGUGCCCUGUCUCCUAAGGCUGUCACCCUCCCCGCACCCCCGCCAGCCUGGCGCCCUCAGUUUACAGAGCCCACUCCCGGCCCGGAGCCAGCCAGAGCCCUAGGACAGCUCUGUGCUGGCAGUGGGCUGUCAGUGGGGGCAGCUCAGGGGUGUCCACCCGCACCAAGGCCUGGGAUGGCUCGAGAAUCAGCCAGAGACCCCGAAGUUAUGAGCGGAGGCUCCUGCCUUGGCUCAGAUGUCCUGACCUCCUGGCCAGGGCUCCUGACCCUGGAAGAUGUGCUCUGGGGACACCCAUGGUGGUGUGAGACUGUGCCCAUGUUUUGAAGAAUCUGGCUGUGCCCCUCCUCCCCUGCUGCCAGCUGCACGGGGAGCCUGCACCCCCAGAGGCGCCUGCCGGGGUUUCUCUGGUGGCCUCCCUGUCCAGGCCUGUUCCUUUGGCCCUGACUCCAGUGCUGAGAAGGCUGGAUCCAGGGUGUCACUCGGCCAGGGCCCCGCCUGCUGUCCCAGCAGGUGUCUGCCCCCCAGGCACCUCCCCCAGGUGAACACCACCCCCCUGAGAACAUUCCCACCCUCCCUUGGGGAGUCUGAGGCAUAAGGAGGUGACUUGCCAGCAAGGAUGAUGUGCCACCGGCUUCUGGUGUGCCCUCCACUGCUUGUGGGCCCCUCCCACCCCGCCCUGCAUUUCGGGUAUUUUCUUGCAGAAACCUGUGGAAAUGUGUCCUCAGGCAGCUGACAAGCCAGGUGGGCUAGACCUUAGCCUGGGGUGAGUGACACCGUCUGGGCCCUGGCCCUGGCAUCUACCCCGCGUGCCCCCGAUGAUGCCAGGAUGCUCCACCAGCUGCUGUUCCGGGCACUUCCAGGCCACCGUGAAGGUCCCGCCCCCGGCCCCGCGUCCCCGGGUCCCCGGACACUCCCGAGUCCACAGGCCCGGUACCCUCUGCUAAGGAACCUGGUUAACUUAUAUUGUUAUAUAGCGUUGAAGUGUCUAUCGUGUCUUUUAAAUUAUUGUGACCUACACUGGGUACUGGAGGGAGGGGACAGCCCCGUGCAGUCCCCCGAGCCAGGCUCCUCCUUCUGCUUGAAACGGACUCUUGGGGCCCCUGAUGCCAUCGAGUCAAGCGCACUGUCCAGGUGCCUCCGCCGAGACCCUCCUCCUUCUUCCCUCGGGCGAAGGGGGGGUGAGCGCUGCCCGGGUGGGCCGGCGGCGGUCGGGACACUGCGUGUCCCUGGAGCGCUCCCAUCCCGGGAGAGCUGGGGGGUUUCCGAUGCGCUGUGUCCCGCCUUCCCUGGAGGGGAGCGCCCGGCUCCAAUAAAGCUGGAAUCAGAAGCGAG
Canis lupus familiaris (dog) is the source of this 3298-nucleotide messenger RNA. It is a transcript of the gene WNT7B, whose product is annotated as Wnt family member 7B. Gene Ontology annotation, molecular function: frizzled binding; cytokine activity. NCBI's taxonomy places the organism in Eukaryota, Metazoa, Chordata, Mammalia, Carnivora, Canidae. Gene Ontology annotation, cellular component: extracellular region. The coding region runs from base 453 to 1778 and encodes 441 amino acids. The transcript has 5 exons. Gene Ontology annotation, biological process: positive regulation of JNK cascade; cell fate commitment; canonical Wnt signaling pathway. The record is from RefSeq and is a predicted model, not a curated record.